GCGCGGGGAGCAUGGAGACGGUGACCGAGGGAACGUGGGACUCGCUGCCCGUCCGGCUGAGCCCUGGCGUGGGACGGGCCUUGCGGGAGCUGGGCUUCACGCACGUGACGCCGGUGCAGUCUGCAACGAUUCCUUUGUUUAUGACAAAUAAGGAUGUGGCAGCUGAGGCGGUAACUGGCAGUGGAAAAACUUUAGCUUUUGUUAUUCCAAUCAUAGAAAUUCUUCUCCGACGGGAAGAAAAGCUCAAGAAAAUGCAGGUUGGUGCUGUUGUCAUCACUCCCACACGAGAGCUUGCCCUUCAAAUAGACGAAGUGAUAUCCCAUUUCACAAAGUAUUUCCCACAGUUUAGCCAGUGCCUUCUAAUCGGCGGAAAGAAUCCCAUGGAAGACGUAGAAAGAUUCAAAGAACGAGGUGGACACAUCCUGGUAGCUACUCCAGGCCGUUUGGAGGACAUGUUCAGAAGAAAAUCAGACGGGCUGGAUUUGGCCAGCUCUGUGAAAUCACUGGAUGUUCUGGUCUUGGAUGAAGCAGACCGGCUUCUGGAUAUGGGCUUUGAAGCAAGUUUAAAUACCAUUCUGGACUUGUUGCCCAAGCAGAGACGAACGGGGCUCUUUUCGGCAACUCAAACUCAAGAAGUCGAGAACCUGGUGAGGGCUGGUCUCCGGAACCCUGUCCGCAUCUCGGUGAAGGAGAAGGGAAUGGCAGCGAGCAAUACUCAGAAGACCCCCACCCGCCUCCAAAACUACUACAUGAUCUGCAAAGCAGAAGAAAAAUUUAACCAGCUGGUCCACUUCCUUCGCCAACACAAGGCAGAAAAACACCUUGUCUUUUUCAGUACCUGCGCUUGCGUGGAGUAUUUUGGGAAGACUUUGGAAUCCUUGAUUAAGAAUGUGAAAAUAAUGUGCAUCCAUGGGAAAAUGAAACACAAACGGAAUAGGAUCUUCACGGAGUUCCGGAAACUUCCGAGUGGCAUUCUGGUUUGCACGGAUGUGAUGGCCCGAGGCAUAGACAUUCCAGAGGUGAACUGGGUUUUGCAGUGUGACCCCCCAAGCAAUGCAAGUGCCUUCGUUCAUCGCUGUGGCCGCACUGCGCGCAUUGGGCACUUGGGCAGCGCACUUGUCUUCCUGCUUCCCAUGGAAGAAGCCUACAUCAGUUUUCUAGCCAUUAACCAAAAGUGUCCCAUGCAGGAAAUGAAACUGCAGAGCAACGUGGCAGAUGUCCUGCCGAAGCUGAAGUCUCUCAGUCUGGCUGACAGAGCUUUCUAUGAGAAGGGGAUGAAGGCCUUUGUAUCUUACGUGCAGGCUUAUGCCAAACACGAGUGCAACCUGAUCUUCAGGAUGAAAGACUUGGACUUUAGUAGCCUGGCCCGCGGUUUUGGUUUGCUGAAGAUGCCACGGAUGCCGGAGCUGAAAGGCAAGUGCUUUUCGGACUUCACGCCUGUUGAUAUUGACACGGACACGAUUGCCUUCAAGGACAAGAACAGAGAAAAACAGAGGCAAAAGCUGUUGGAGCAGCGAAGGAAGGAGUGGCAGGAGCAGGGUGGGCAGAGAAAAUUCACCCGCAACAAAGCCUGGUCCAAGCAGAAAUCAAAGAAAGAGAAGAAGAAGAAAAUGACAGCCAAAAGGAAAAGAGAGGAGGGUUCUGAUGUGGAGGAUGAGGAUAUGGAGGAGCUCCUGCAGGACACGCGGCUCUUGAAAAGGCUCAAGAAGGGCAAAAUCAGUGAGGAGGAGUUUGAGAAGAAGCUGCUGCACGGCGUGAAGGAGGCCCAGGCAGGAGGCUCAGACUGAAGGGUGAAAUGUCGAGCUGAACUCUCCUUUUUGAUACAAAUAAAACUUUAUAUACAGAUA
Molecule: messenger RNA, 1847 nt
Organism: Podarcis raffonei (Aeolian wall lizard)
Lineage: Eukaryota; Metazoa; Chordata; Lepidosauria; Squamata; Lacertidae
Gene: DDX55
Product: DEAD-box helicase 55
Exons: 14
Coding region: 12-1787 (591 amino acids)
Cellular component (GO): nucleolus
Molecular function (GO): nucleic acid binding; ATP binding
Source: RefSeq, a predicted model, not a curated record